GGAGGGGAGGGGAGCGAAGCGCACGGCGGGCCCCGGGCGGCUCGGAGGGGGAGAUGCAGCGCGGAUCCCCCGGCGCACCUGCAGCCUCGGUCCGGGGAUGGGGAUAGGGGGGUGUCAGGCUCCAGGCCAGCGCGGCAGAGGCCGCUUACUCUCCACCUUGCCACCUAGAACCUCGGGGCUCGCGGUAGGCGUGUCUUUAGGGAGAAGCUCGCGUCUGGUCUCCAGGGCCCCGGAGGUGGUCGGCCCCGUCUCUUCGCACUUAGGAUCAGGAUGCAAUGUUUCCUUUCCAAAGGAGUGUGUUUGAUCACUUGAAACGGUGAUUUACGGGCAAAUAUUAAGGAAACAACCAUGUGGCACAGAGCUGGGCAGGGGUCCCCCGAGGGAGGUUCCUGCCGGUCUGUACUAGACCCCACGGCCCCCGUCUCAGUGAGGUCUGCAGCUCCCUCCCGGCGCCCACCUUAGCGCCAGUGUGGGCGUCAGCAGCCCCUCUGGCAGGCAGGGGCCCAGAACCACAGGUCCCUCUGUGCCCCUCCAGACCCCAGGUGAAGGUCGCCGGCCUCAACGCACAAAGAAAACAGGCAGAGGGACGCGGUGGGGGCAGGGUCGGGGGUGGUGUCCUGAAAUUCUCUCAAAGGUCACAUGUGACCUCACUGUUAUCUCCUCGCCUGAUUUAGGCAGGCAGCCUGGACAGGGGCUGCAGGGUUAUGAGGUCCGAUCCCUGCCACCAAGGCCAGCCCAAGGCCAGCCUCCAUGCUGCAUCUGACUGGACAGGGGCUCUGGUGGGCCAAAAGAGCCCCUCCCUGAAAUAUCUCCACCUGCCACGAAUCUCACCCCAGAACCUCCAGAGACCCCUGCCCUCCCUUCCUAAGACGGAGGAACGGCUCCUUCCUACAUUAGGUCCCCACCCCAGGUGCUCCCUUUCUUACACCAGCACCCAGGCCCCAUCCCCCACCCCAGCAUGCACACACGCGCAUCUGCCCUGGCCUCCGCUGCUCUGUGCCGAGUCCUCUGUGCCACACAGCCUGCGCUCUGUCCCCCAUCUAGGGAGACCCCCAAGGGCGAUGAGGCUCCCGCCUGGCAGGCCACCCAAGGAAUUCUCUCUCUGCCCCCUUGCCAGUAGCUGGGACAGGAGACAAAGUUUAUAUGACCCCCUCAAUAGCUACCCUCCUCUCUGCACCCUGAGGUGAACCUCAUCUGCCCCAGGGAGGGGUCCGAAGCCCGGAACUGCUUUAGCUUGUCCCCCCAGCCCCAAACACGGCUUCUGGUCUGGGCAAACAGCUCCCUACCAGGGGCCAAGCGGGUCCUGGGCUGGACUCUGGGGGGGUAGGUGGACGGAAGACCCUCAGCUCUGUCCCAGGUAGAUGGGAAAGCCCCCUGGGACGGGCCCUUCCCACGUAGCCCUUCAGCAUGGCGGGAGGGGGGCUCCCCUUCACUGGGUGUAAAGGUGGGGAACCUGAGACUCAGAAUCGUGUUAAAAACAGCUGUCCACCCUUUGUGGGGCAUGAGAGUAAUCAUUUAAAGGGAUCGCCUUCACUCCAGCUCUCCCAGGCAGACCCCACCUGCCUCAGAGAGACUGGAGACGCGGCAAGGCCGGGCACCUGCCAGUCACCGGGGGUUGGACCCGCACCCCACGGCAAGAAGGGCAAACCUGGCUGGCAGUGUGUCCCGAUGCCUGGCGGCCCCCCCCCCACCCUGCCCACAGCAGUCCAUGCGCAUGUGCACACACAUACUCAGCAACAGCCCCGGGCCUGCUUUCCACACGAGGCCACAGAACAGAGGCUGGGACACGGCUGCCCGGUGCCCGGCUGGCUCAGGUACACUUGGCCUGUGCUCCAGAGCAGACCAGAACCGUCUCAUGGCAGAAUAGGGAGGAUGUCCAGGGAUGGGAUGAGGCGACCAGCCCCGACCCGGGUACCCCUCUCAUCUCAUCCUUGCCCACCCUUGGUCAGUCGUGCGACCACGGCAACGGGCCCCAGAGCUGCAGGCUCACAUCCCAGGGCUGGCUGUGCUCGCGCGCCUCCCGCCCCCCAAAGGACCCCAGGACCCACGCGCCCUGCGCCAGCUCUUUGCUGCCCUCACCCACGCUGCCCCGUACCUGGAGCCCCAUGGGGGGAUGGGAGCUUACCAGAGGUGCACACACUCGCACUUACUUGUGAGCUGGGAUUACAGCACAACUCCCUGGGUUAGCCACUCAGGUAACGCUCAUCUGGGGGAAACCCAUGACUCAGCAAUCUUUGGGGUAAAUAAUUGAACCGCAAACCCAGUUUGGCUAAGCAGUCACAUGGUAACCACAGAGCGCUGCCCGCGGUGGGCGCCAGACCUGCCGCGGCCUGGCUCCUGGCUCCGGCUCUGCGUCAGAACCCGCCGUCCACACGUCCCCACCGGCUAACAAGCCAGAGAGCUCUGGACGUGCAGGCGGCCGGCAGAGUCGGGCCUUGGAGCGCUGACAAGCCAGGGGCCUCGCUACCCUCCCGCCCACCCAGCCUGUGAGGGGCUCCCCAGGUAAGAAUCAUCCCGGGGCCCCGCCGCAGGGCCGUGGAGCCCUCAAAGCCACAGCAGAGGCCAGCUCCCUGGGUGAAGGGGAGGAGCAGGAUGAUUCUCGGGUUUCCUUUCCGGCCCCUCAGGCACAAGGCAGAUGCCAUUUCAACAGUCCUCAUGCCACACACCCAGACCCUGGGGGGCUUGGGGGGACCCUUGUGUGGUGAGGUCUCCACAGGAAGGAAACACAACUCAUGACGUCCCCCUAGUGCUCACGGGGGCUGUGCCUGCCAGGCCGUCCUCCACACCCCAGCGAAACUGCAGGCCGCGUGUCCUGGGCCAGCGAGUGAGAAGUCAAGGACGGGGCUGGGCCCCAGCAGGGAUGCCCACCUCUGUUUCAGGUCUUCCCAGGAUGGACGUGUCCCCCGACUGCACGCAGCAGGGCGGGGGGCUGGUGCUGGUCCGCCGGCGGCCCCCAGUGCCCCCGGGCCUGCGCGAGAUGCUUAAAGCCAGGCUGUGGCGGGGCUGCUCCUGCAGCACGCGCGGGGCCUGGGCGCUGGUGCAGGACCUGCUCCCCGCCACGCGCUGGUUGCGCCACUACCGCCCGCGGGAGGCCCUGGCGGGCGACGUCAUGUCCGGGCUGGUCAUCGGCAUCAUCCUGGUGCCGCAGGCCAUCGCCUACUCGCUCCUGGCAGGGCUGCAGCCCAUCUACAGUCUGUACACGUCCUUCUUUGCGAACCUCAUCUACUUUCUCAUGGGCACCUCGCGCCACGUGUCCAUGGGAAUCUUCAGCCUGCUCUGCCUCAUGGUGGGCCAGGUGGUGGAACGCGAGCUGCUGCUGGCUGGCUUUGACCCUGCCCGGGACGGCCCGGGGUCCGGGGACAACGGCACCACCCUCAACGCCUCGGCCACACUGGUGCUCAGGCCACGGGACUGCGGGCAGGACUGCUACGCCGUCCGCGUCGCCACCGCCCUCACGCUGGUGGCCGGGAUUUAUCAGAUACCCUGGCACAGAAAACACUUCCAGGAACCCUGGCAAUUAACCAAAAGGAGUGAAUCACACGGACUUUUGGAGAGGGAUUAAACGUUCCGCUGAUUUAACAGGAAAUGCUGACAUCAAGAUAACGUAGAACCCUAACAGCCAGUGGGACGAGGACAUGAUGGAAGGCGGUUCAUCGGAUCCGUAAGGGCUUUUGAGAUUAGUCACAACACAAGAAAGUGCACUGUCCCAAGACUUUCCAGCUCGUAAAUGAAACUCGUCAAAGUUCUCUCCAAAUUUGUGGUCGUAACAAUGGAUAUGAGCUGCGAGUAAUGAGCUGUCAAGUGAGGACUUUUGUAAAAGAGAAGUCAUCAUUUUGUUUUCAAUCUGCUGCGUUAGAGACACUGAGUUCUCCUUCUCUUUUGUCCUUGGAAAGUAAUAUCUCAAAGUUGUUAUGAGACAAUAGAAGCACGUGGGGGGCUCCGUCAGUCGAGCAUCUGACUUCGGCUCAGGUCACAAUCUCACAGUUGUGAGUUCGAGCCUGUCAUCAGGCUUACCGCUGUCAGUACGGAGCCCGCUUCAGCUCCUCUGCUCGACCCCUCUGCCCCUCCCCUGCUCGUGCUCUCUCUCUCAGAAAUAAAAAAUA
Messenger RNA from Acinonyx jubatus (cheetah), 4103 nucleotides. RefSeq names its product sulfate anion transporter 1. Gene Ontology annotation, molecular function: secondary active sulfate transmembrane transporter activity; oxalate transmembrane transporter activity; bicarbonate transmembrane transporter activity. NCBI's taxonomy places the organism in Eukaryota, Metazoa, Chordata, Mammalia, Carnivora, Felidae. The record is from RefSeq and is a predicted model, not a curated record. Gene Ontology annotation, cellular component: membrane. Gene Ontology annotation, biological process: transmembrane transport.